This is a messenger RNA of Vanessa atalanta (red admiral), 2537 nucleotides long. RefSeq names its product transmembrane protein 18 (gene Tmem18). The transcript has 4 exons. Bases 137 to 580 code for a protein of 147 amino acids. Gene Ontology annotation, cellular component: nuclear membrane. The record is from RefSeq and is a predicted model, not a curated record. Lineage: Eukaryota; Metazoa; Arthropoda; Insecta; Lepidoptera; Nymphalidae.
UUUAUUUUGUCUUUACUGUGUUACUCUCAAACUCCUACUAACUUCUGUGACUAUACAUUUUAAUUAGUGAUUAAUCUGAGGACGUAAAGUAAAUACACUCGGUGAAUUUUGUGAUAAAUCUCAAAAGAAUAAAAUCAUGGAGGGUUUUAUCGAAGUCAAUGAAAUAUCAGAUUUCGUUUCAUACAUUAAAAGUAUUGAAUGGAGAGACCCAUGGCUCAUAGCUCUCUUGUCUUUUCAUGUACUAGUUACUUUUACAUGUUUUUCAACAAGGAACUAUAGCAAUUUUCAAAUAAUCCUUUUCAUCACAUUAUUAUUGCUCGUUUAUUUUUCGGAGAGCAUAAAUGAAGUUGCCGCAAGGAACUGGAAUCUAUUUUCAAGGCAGCAAUACUUCGAUAGUAAAGGCCUGUUCAUAUCGGUCGUCUUCUGUAUACCUAUAUUACUGAACUGCAUGAUAAUGGUGGGUUCAUGGCUCUACCAAUCUACACAACUAAUGACAAAUCUGAAGAAAGCGCAGCUCAGACAACGCCUCAAAGAACUGAACAUGCACAGAGAGCAGCAGCUGCACAUGAAGGCGGAAUAAGUAAAAUAAACUGUAUUAUAGUGUAUUAAUAUCGGAACUGAUUUGAUAUCUGAUUGCUAACAUCUGAGGCAAGGUAUCCUGAUUUUACAAGAUUUUAUUUCGAUUUGACGAUGAAUAUUUUAUCCUAAACCUAUUCGCUUAUUUACUAACGGCUUAUUACGUUCAUUGAAAAUGAUUAAGCGUUAAAACUUUUAGUGAGUUUUAGGGUGGAUUUUAUCGCGAUGUGUUGCGUUGUGUAUUGGAUUUUCGCAGAAAUAUGUUUUCUAAUUCUUAGUGUUAAGAUAUUAAUAGUAACGCGUUAGAUGUGCUGCUUUUUAUUGUUUCAAUAACCCACUAUGUAGGAUUAAGAUUUUGGUCCUUCGAGCCGGUAUACACAUAAAACUGUGUUCUAUGAAGUUUAUGGUUUUCUAAUUUAUCAUGUAACGUAUAUACAUGUAAAAGAAAACAUGUAACGAACCUAUUCACGUUAUUAUUAUAAUCAUCGACGCGACAUUUUUUUUUCUUUCACUAAUAUUAUAAUCAUUUUUCCUAUUUCUCUUGACUAAAUCAAUGAUAAAUUUGUUAUACGAAAAUAAAAUAAUUUUCUAAACAACAAUAAUAUUGUUUACCUUUAACAUUUUCUAUUGAAUAUUAAUAAAGUAUUCCUAAUAUUUUUCUUUUCUGUUUUGUAUUAAAUUGGUAACGUGAUGAUGACUAUAUCUAUGUGUUCUACGUCAAUUAUUGUCAAUGGCCAUAAUAAGAUGUGCAAUAUUUAAUGAUUGUUAUUAUAUAAAUAUUAUUAUAUAAGUUUAAUUAAAAUUGGUGUUUGUGCGUAAACAUAAUGUCAAGAGAAUAUCCAUUCAAAUAUUCUAAGAUAUUAAUAUAAGAGUAAGUUCUAUUAAGUAAAACAUACCGCUUCUUUGUGUUAAACUUUGACUGCAAGUUCUAACACUGUUCAGAGAAAUAAAUGUUGAAAAUUUCCUCUUUAAUUUAGUUCAAAGAUAAUGUUUAGCUAAAUAUUGGAACAGAAGAUAUUUUUAAAAUAUAUUUCCGACUAGUUUUAUUACAACACGUUUUAUUAUACAAUUAUAUAAAACCAUAUUUAUUGCGUAAUUGGUACACAUUUGUGUAAUGUACGUAUAAAAACCGAAUUAUUGUUCAUAGUAAGGCGAUUGAAGACAAAAUGAUUAUAUUUAAAAUUUGCAAUCUGUGUCAAUAUUCUUAGUAGGUAUUCAAUAUGACUUUAAUUCCAUCCUUUUUUUCACGCUAGUUACUCACUCUUGCUAGUUAAUUCCGGAUGUUUUCAUAUUUCGAAGUUUGUUUACUGUUUGUCAUCUUUGUAAUAACGGAAUGCGCGUUACUCAAGUUAUACAAAUAAUUAUGUACGAAAAUGUACAUACAUUUUUACUGUUAUCGAACUGCUAGUAUAUUUAUAAUUUAAAUUUGGAAUCACUAACGUGAAAAUUUAAACAAAAAUCUUGCGUGUUAAAUUAUUUUUACGGUCAUUAAACACGAAUGUGAGAAUUAACAAAGAAUCUACGAUUACUUAUUAUGCAAGAAGUUUUACUAUUAAUUGUCUAUGAACUAGUUUUUUAUGCGGUUUGGUUAAAUCUUGCCUUACUUAUGACUAACUCAUAUGUAAUCUAUGUCAAUUUUUUUUUAUUUCAUUGGUUCUUAAGAAAUUAAUUUGAAAAUAAUCGUUAUUAAAAUAUCGAUGUUUUACAGCACUACAUGGGAGAUACGACACUUUCCCAUUAAAAGAGCACGAUUAGUUGAUAAUUAUGUAUUAUCGUUGACACUCUAAUCCGUUUUUUUUUAAAUAUGUUAGAAGGUAUAAUUUACGUGUGAUUAUAAUGAUAAUAACAAAUAAUUAUCUCGAUAGAAGCCGUGUACUUAAGUACUUUAAAGCAUCAUUAUAUAGGUAUAUAUAUUUUUAUUUUUUUUAUAAUGUAGACUUAUUAAAUUUUAAUUAGUCUGG